Helicoverpa armigera (cotton bollworm) is the source of this 4091-nucleotide messenger RNA. It is a transcript of the gene Arl8, whose product is annotated as ADP-ribosylation factor-like protein 8. Gene Ontology annotation, cellular component: lysosomal membrane. The record is from RefSeq and is a predicted model, not a curated record. The coding region runs from base 107 to 670 and encodes 187 amino acids. NCBI's taxonomy places the organism in Eukaryota, Metazoa, Arthropoda, Insecta, Lepidoptera, Noctuidae. Gene Ontology annotation, molecular function: GTPase activity; GTP binding. The transcript is spliced from 5 exons. Gene Ontology annotation, biological process: anterograde axonal transport; protein transport.
UAAACGCAAAUUGAUAUCUGUCAAUCAAAUUGUACAGCAGAUUUUCGGAAGAGGCGUUCAUUAUAUUACGUUUUUUGCAAAAAGCACAGUGGUUUAAUAAUUAAAAAUGCUUGCUUUAAUCAAUCGUAUCCUUGAUUGGAUUAAAAGCUUGUUCUGGAAGGAGGAAAUGGAGCUAACACUGGUCGGAUUGCAGUACUCGGGGAAAACAACUUUUGUUAACGUCAUUGCCUCCGGCCAGUUCAGUGAAGACAUGAUCCCGACAGUGGGAUUCAACAUGCGCAAAAUCACCAAAGGAAACGUCACUAUCAAGGUUUGGGACAUCGGUGGCCAGCCUAGGUUCCGCUCAAUGUGGGAGAGGUACUGCCGAGGCGUUAAUGCUAUUGUUUACAUGGUGGACGCAGCAGACCCCGACAAGAUCGAGGCGUCGCGCAACGAGCUGCACAGCCUGCUGGAGAAGCAGCAGCUGACGGGCAUCCCCGUGCUGGUGCUCGGCAACAAGCGCGACCUGCCGCACGCGCUCGACGAGCACGGACUCAUCGAGCGGAUGAACCUGUCAGCCAUUCAGGACCGUGAGAUAUGCUGCUACUCAAUCUCGUGCAAAGAGAAGGACAACAUCGACAUCACGCUACAGUGGCUCAUCGCGCACAGUAAGUCGGGCAGCGCACGUUAAUGCCAUUCUCGACUCGCAGUGCAACACAUCUCAUACUAUUAAGGCGCAGUUUCGCUUGAACUUACUUCUGCCUCGAGUUACGCCGCGUUUCCUAAAAUCUGGGCCGUUUGAAAAAUCUUGAUGACGUUAAAGAUACUGGAAUAAUAAUAAAAAAUAUUUUUUAUUUCAACUUGCACAAAGAAUUAGCUAGUGAGGAGGUGCCUUGCCUCAUAAAAAGUCUUAAAUUUCGUUUUGUUGGUUAAAGUCAGUGUAUAUUUGGUAACGAGACUGAUGUCGACCCUGGUUGAAAUUGCUAGUAUACUAGACUUAUAAUCAACAUGGCUCAAGAAAUUGUAUGAUUAAGAAUGAAAUAUCGAUUGGUUUUUCCUACCUUUAGUUUUUCUAUAAAAAUGUUACGAACUGCGCCUUAGUAAUUGUGUUUGAAGCGAUGAUCUUGUUGCAUUAUUUGUAAGUUGCGACUGUAACGGAGUUAAAAUACUUUUACACAAUGUAUUAUUUUGGACGUGUAAUCAGCGAGGCAUUCUAUUAUUUUUGUGUCUUACUUCGCAUGUUAUGCCUUGCUUCGAGGCUAUGCCUCGUUUUGAGUCUUGCCCGAAAUAUUCGUAUGUAAUACAUUGUGAAAAGUGCUUUCAAUCCAUUUGUGUCGCGAUAAAUAAAUUUAGCUUGAGUAAUGCACUCUCUAAAACAAAAUGAUGUGGUAAAUUAUCUUGUCACAAAACAACCAUUGGCUUCAAUUAGUUUUCAUUGUUUGAAAAUGGUGCCAAGCUGUAAUUUCGUUUGUUAUAUAUUCAAUUAUUUACGUGAAAUAUUUAUUGAAACGCAAUAAGCCUUUUAUAUAAAUAUGUGAAAAGAUAAUGUUGUCACAUUAGAAAUGUACACGAACGUCUAAGGUAUAGUUCCUUUUAGAGAAAGAUUUUUAUUUAUUUCAUGAAACUGAUUAAAUAAAAAUAAGAAACGUUGAUUUGAGACAAAUAUUCACAUGCUGCGUAUAACUAGAUACUUCACUAGACUAAAAUAAAAGUUAGACCAGGACAUAUCAAUCGUCUCAACUUCACUGAUGUAAAACUCAUAAACUUGUUUCAUCUAAAAGUUACUAUAUGUUUAGAUGCAGUACUAUCAUGUUAGAGUAUUUAGAUUCCUUAAUAAUAUUAGCGUUAUAUAUUAUAAAUAUACUUAUCUCAUAUUGUUAGCUAAAAAAAUAAGUUUAAAAGUAUAUAAUGUGCGAAUAAUUUUGUUGAUAUGUUACGUUAGGCGCAAACUGUAUAUAACAUAAACAAUGUACGUAAUAUAUGUAUUACAUUUGUGAUAUAUACUAUUUUGAGGUAUGGACACAAUAUUUUACGAGAUUUUUCAAUCCCAGGACCAAGCAAUUGUACGGAAAUAAGACUCCUAUUUAGGGUAAUGUGCUUGACUAACCUUGUGCUUGAAGUAAUGGCGGCAUAGAAGCGUAAUGGAACCGUAGACAAGUAGAUAAUAAAUGGCUUCCAGUAAAUCAUUUAAGGACUAAACUUUAAAUAAAAAAAGUAAAAUAGUGUCUUCAUGACUCAAAUCAAGGACCCUUAUUUAUUAUUUAUCAUUCAAUAAAAUUAUUCUCACAAUAUUAAUGUUUUGUCGAAUAUAGAAGAGUCACUAGAUGUGUAAUUAAUUGAAAUUAAAUACCCGCUUCGACUGCACAUUAUGUUUAUAUAAACAUUUAUAUAUAGUUAUAUCUUGUAAUAUACAAAGAUUUGACAAUUGUGAAGUUUUCAUCGUACGGCGCUGGCUUGUGCGGGGAAUGUACCAAAAUAUUAACAAUUAUUAUAAUUUAUUGUAGAAAAGUUUUUAAUUUAUAAUCAUGGAAAUGACAAACCUAGAAAUUGAUAGACUAUGCUACACUGGCGCCGUGGGUGAAUUAUUGUAUUCUGUAUUUGAAACAGAAAGUAGCCGUUACUAAAGAUUGUCGGGGUCUGGUGUAAAAGUUUUUAGUAUUAAUUUAAAAGAAAAACGCAUUAUAUUUGGAAGAUUAUCUCAAAUAGUUUCACCAAACAUUUGUUAUUUUUUUUAUCAGUCUUUAUUUAUAGAAAUUGAUCAUUAAAUUAUUCAAUUGUUAUGAGAAAUAAUCAACGAAUAAUGAUUACCUUCGUAUGUAUAGGUUAACCAGAUUGAAUCGCCUUUAACUAGAUGUAAUCAUCUGGUAUUAGAUUCUGCCACAGAUUUAGACAAUAACUGGGCCAUGUUCCUUUGCAACACAUUGAAGGCUGCCAGAAAUUCAGGACUCAUGUGAAAUCAGAGAAUCUUAUUGGCCGGUACAGUAUUGAUAAAGCUCAAAGAUUUGUUGAAGUUGUAGUAAAUACGAUCUUUUUACUGACAGUGACAAACGGUACUCGGUUAAAAGUUCAUGUGUUCAUACUUAGCAAUACAAAACGUACCUACAUUUUAAUAUUUAAAAACAAUAUGGAUAGGCAAAGGCAUAGAUUGUAGCAGUAACUCUUUGUAAUUAAAAUAUUUCUUUAUUUAAUUUUUAACAGGAUUAGUUUAUAAUUAAUAAGUUAAUAUUGUAUUUCUUCAGCUCUUCACGUCUACAGAUUUGAAGUAUGUUUUGUACAGUCAGCCUCGAUAAAUAUGAGCGGUCUGUUUUGUAUUGUUACCAUUUAUUUGUGGUUGACUGUACUUCUAAGUAGCAACUAUUCUGUAUAGUACACGAACAAAUUGAUAAUAACUUUAUCUGUGCAAUCAAAUAAUCUACUGAAGUACUAAAUAUGAGUUUGAACUAACGAAUAGCAAGAAAACAUGUAGCAUUCCAUACAAAGAAAAUUAUUUGAGGUAUUUGUUCAACUAUAAUUAUAUUAUUUUUUAUAUAAUGGUGCGUUUAUAUUGUAUGGCUGUAACUUAUCUUUUUCUAUAUUAUAAUAUACCACACGCAAAAGAUGUAAUAAAAGUGUAAGUGUCUUAUUUUUUCAUAGCCUUUACCGUAGAAUUGUUUAUAUCACAGAUUUGGUUCACAGGAUUUCGGCUUACCUUAAAAACAAUAUUAUUUUGCAGGAUAGUCAACCGAUUUUGACUCCUAUAUCUUAGGCAUAAGGAUGAUAUUUAACGCUAAACUAUAUGUGAGUACCUACAAUAAUAACUAGUUUACUCUUAACUUGCUAUGUCUCUAAGAGUGAAAAUCGGUUGUUAACUAUAAAAACAAUUAGAAAAAAUGUCCUGUUUUAUAUUAUUAGAACGAUCAGAUUCUCAUAACUAAUGUUUCAUAUCAUAUCUCUGAACCUUUCUUUCCUUACCACUGAAGUUUUGGUAGAAAUACUUUCAACUCGCCUAACAUCAGAAUGUCGGAUUCCCCUUACAUAUGUAGAUUGUUUAGAAAUGUUAAAUUGUAGAUUUGAUCCGAACAAAUAGUUUAACAUAAUUUAAGGCCUUUUACAAAAUAUACAAAUAAGUCUGG